AUGACGCUUACAUGCGACAGGUAUAUAUACUAUUCUGCACGCAACAAUCAACUGUUGGUUGAUUAUUCACACCUUUUUGGUUGUAUUGGCGCAGUGACCCAUAAGGACCUGCAAGCGGACCAGAUCAAAGAUCUGGGACCCGGUAUCCGGGGGACAUCCCAUCUCGCUCAUAAAAUCGACUAUGAAAGCUGGUUCCUCGUUGAUUCAACUGAUGCAUGCCUUUUAGCUGUCGCUUACGCCCGUUACAGCAGCAGUAUAGACAGAGCAUGGCUGGCUUUAGCCUAUCCGCGUAAGGUAGCUUUUAACUGCCGCAAGCGAAUGUGUUGGUUUCGCGAUUACUUGAAUAGGCCGUGUGGUCCUUUGUUGACGAGUGGCUGGACUGAAGCAGGAGAGGCAGGAGAAGCAGGAGAAGCAGGGGCAGAAGGAACAGCAACAGAAGAAAGAGAAGAGGAGGAGGAACAGCAACAGAAGAAGGAGGAGAGGAAGAGGAAGAGGAAGAGGAAGCAGCAGCAAGGGAGUGGCAAGGUGACAGUAGCGGCAGCAAAGGAUUUCGACAACCUCAUAGCUCAGGGCUCCCUACAGCUCUCACUACUAGACGUAGAGGAGCCUGGAGAAGUGCAGGUUUGA
Molecule: messenger RNA, 627 nt
Organism: Lindgomyces ingoldianus
Lineage: Eukaryota; Fungi; Ascomycota; Dothideomycetes; Pleosporales; Lindgomycetaceae
Exons: 6
Coding region: 1-627 (208 amino acids)
Source: RefSeq, a predicted model, not a curated record